Molecule: messenger RNA, 6034 nt
Organism: Haplochromis burtoni (Burton's mouthbrooder)
Lineage: Eukaryota; Metazoa; Chordata; Actinopteri; Cichliformes; Cichlidae
Gene: arhgef5
Product: Rho guanine nucleotide exchange factor (GEF) 5
Exons: 15
Coding region: 474-5480 (1668 amino acids)
Biological process (GO): intracellular signal transduction; activation of GTPase activity
Cellular component (GO): cytoplasm; nucleus
Molecular function (GO): guanyl-nucleotide exchange factor activity; protein binding
Source: RefSeq, a predicted model, not a curated record
GUCCACAGAGGCGAUCUCAUCGGCGGAACACGGGAGUGAAGGAGUGAAGCCGUGGACGCACUCGGUUCGAGUUUUGCUUGAUUUAUGAGAGGUCUCCCUGUUCAGCGACUGCGAGGACAAGACUGGGAGAAAAAGGAGGGCAAAGAUAAGUGUCAAUCUGUUGAGACUUGUUUGGGAAUUUGAGCGAGGACGGGAGGUGGGGGAGAGGCAGCAAAGACAUUUUAGGCGUAAACAUUAACUUCUCACCAGAGGAAAAGCCAGAGGAGAUUUAAGCUGAAUGUAUUUAUUCUUUAAAAAAGGAGAGCUUUUUCUUGAGUCAAUCUGAUAAUAUGAACGCAAGGAGGGAAUUUUCUGUGUUGUGCAAUCCCAUAUUUUUGAGCUGAGCUGAGCUGAGCUGAGCUGGGGAGGAGGAGGAGGAGGAGACCAGAUCUUCACCGGAUACAACAUUCAGGUUCUCCAAUAACAAUGGUACUAUGGGGACCAAAAGGCCCAGUUGGACCCUCUUUGACACUUUAACAAAAACAAGCAGGUCUGACCACAAGCUUCAGCCAGGUGGAAAAAUCCCCCUGGAUUCAAGUCCCAGACCAGCAAUGACUGGUUGGUUUAAGCGAGAGCUAGAACGCACGGCAAAGAAAGGUGACACAUUUCCCAGAAUGAAAAAAGGUCUUACAAGUCCUGAUAGAAGAUUGUGCACUGAGAUGGAUGAAGAAAGAGGGGAAAGGAGGUGGAAUGACAGGCCCCCCAAAAAAGCAGAGACUGAUGUCUGGGGCCAAGAAAGAGAGAGGACAUUCCAGGUUGAGAAGGAAAGAUAUGAGGGUAGACGCAGAGAAAAGGAUGAGGGGAAACCCACUGGAAGAGGAUACAUAGAAGAUGAGAAGUUACGCCAGAGGGGACGAUAUCAGGAGUUGUCUGAUAUUAGGUUUCAAGACGGCAGAAGAGAGGUGGAUGAAUCUUGGGAUAGAAGAAUGGUAAGAAUGGGUUCCCCGCACAGAAGAAAGGAGAGAGAGAACUAUGCAGACAGAAAGGAGAAUGAGAAUGCAAGAAAAAGAGAGAAAAGGAGAGACAUCAGGAGUGAAGGUGAUGAUGAUGAGAGAAGGCCGAGGAGGGAAAGAGGGAGGGACAGAGAGAGGGAGGAGCUGAUACUUCAAUACAGCAGAAGUGAGGGGGACUACAUAGGCAAAAUGGCAAAUGACAGAGAUCGAGAAAUGCAGCGAUAUAGAGACAGAAACAGAGACAAAGAAAGAAGGAAAGAAACUGACAGGCAGGACAAGGAAGGUGGGAGAGACUUAAAGGAAGAUAGAAGAGACAGAAGAGAGUACGAGCCUGAGAGAGACAGGAAAAAGAGGGGAAAAGAAGCUGGUACUAGAAUAGUUGAUGCAACAGGCAGGAGCAGUCGAUCACCAAAGGAGUGGGCUCCCGGUCCGCCAGCACGAGCUCACAGCAGUGGAGAGUGGAGCAGUGAUCCUGACAAUGAGAAUAGACACAGAAUAUACAGGGACAGGUAUGAAGAACGGGAAUCAAGGAGAGACAGCAGUUUUGAAAAGAAAAGAGAGAGAGAAACAUGGAGGGAUCAAGACAGAACUGCUGAUAAAAGUCAAAGGCAAAUAAGAAAUGAGAGACAAGAGAGCGAUAAAGGAGAAAAGACUGGCAAUAUGCCAGAGCAGAGAAGGAUGUGGUUAGAGCCACAGAGGGGCAAGAAUAGCACAGACAAAUUUGUAGACAGCAACAGGCACACAGAGCGGAAAGAGCUACGGGGAGAAGGAGAGAUGAGUAUGUACUCCCAGACGGAGAGAGGAAGAGAUGGGCGACCAGUAAAAGAGGAACCAGAUUGUGAAAGAAGGCAGGGGGGGAGAAGUGAGUACAGGGAAGACGCACAGAGGGAACAGGAGGGAGUCGGUGCAGAUCAGGAGACUGUGGGGGAAAUCAGGAGAGGGAAGGAACAUAUGUCUGACAAUGAUGCAGGGGUUGAGGAAAGCUGGCAAAGGGAUGAACAAGGAGACAACGUCGUAGACGACAGAGAGGAUGAGAAUGGGAGCAAUAACUGGCCACCCUCUGAGAGUGAAGGAGGAAGUGAGGCAGGGUGGAAGAAAGAGAGAAAUGAAAUGCCAUCCACACAGGAUGGCUUCGUGACCGUGCCAAGUGGAAGAGAGCACAGUGAAGAAGGGUUUAGGGACUGUCAGGAAUUCCAGGAAGGUGGAACCCAGGCACCUGCUGGCUUCCAGGGGUUUGUGGGAGAUCAGAAGAGGGAGGAAGGACGGACAGUGGGGGAGGUGGAAACAGCUGACGGGGAGGAUCAGGGGGAGGAGAAGCAGCCAAAGUACGUCUUCUGUGUGGUUGGGCAAACUCUUCCCCGAUCAAAACCCAGCAAUAUUUUACCAUUGCAGGUUGAUCAGAUUGGAGGAGUGGAAAGAAGCGACACAAAUUUAGAAACUCACCAUGAGUUGGUUGAUGACAUCACUCAGCAGCCUCAGAAAGACUUGCUUCAGAGAUCAUGUAGAAAUGAUGAGCACCCAAUGAUAAACAACUGGGACACAGGAAGUGAGCAUAAAGUUCAGAGGGAGGAGAGGCUCUCCACAGAAGAAGCAACUGAAAGCAAAAUCCACUCCAGAGCGCCUUCAGCGGUUCAUAAUUUAAAAUAUAGAAAGGAAAUGAGACGUAAAGUGAAACAGUCAUAUUCUGAAAUGGGAAGAAAGGACUCAAAAACUGAGAGACUUCUCCAGGAAUGGAGAGAGAAAACUAAAGAGCCAACAGACAAAAAAGAGAUGCAAACUCCAAUUUCUCAAUCAGCGAUAGAUCAACUGCAGCCCAUCUUGGAUCAGAUAAACACUACAGGAAUGAGUCCAGAGGAGGUGGAAGCUAUUCGGAUCAGACUGAGUGGGACAUGGAGCGUGUCUGAGGAGCCCAAGCGGCAUUCCCAAGCCCCCCACCUUAAAUGGGCUAAAAAUGUGGUCCGUGAGAUCCUGGGACAUUCAGAGGAAGAACCAAGCACAGAGGCCCAGGAAGAUCAACCAGCUGCCAACCAGACUGAGACCAGCAAUGCCAAGCCACAAGAGGAAGUUGCAGAAGAAACAAGGGAGGUACCUGCGAUUAAGCUGAGUAUGGAAGAAGAUGACUUAGAGCCAGAGCUGGAAGAGCUGUUCGAUGCGAGAGGUAUGGGACAGAGCCAAGCCCACAUGCAUGCUGACCAGUUCACGGCUAUGCAUGUUGUAACGCAUACACACACUCAUGCUGACACGGCGCUAGAAUCAGAAAGGAAGGAAGAUUGCAGCAUGGACAAAACAACUUUAGAGCCUUCUGGUGAAGUUCAGUUAGGAAAGUCAGACAUAAAGGUGACAGUCAGUGAAACUGAAGACGAUGAGGUUAAUUUGAAAGAAAGCGAAAAAGAAAAACUCAGAGAGAAGGAAGCGGAGAUGUAUUUAAGUGCGAACAACACCCUUUACAAGCCUAACAGCUGCCCUAUUCUUUAUCAUGACUGCGAGUCUGAGCUCCUGUGCCCCUCUAGUGAGGGUGAGAGCCAGGGGGUGGACUAUGGAAGGGAUGAAAGUGAAGAAGAAAGACAAGGAAGGGAGCCUGAAGAUAGGGUUAAUGCAGUGGACGUGAUAGUACCAGAACUGACUGAGGUGAAUUGCGUAGAGGCAGAAGGGCAAGUAGGGAAUCUGGAGAGCUCCUACAGUUCUCAGAAACUGGGUUCCAAAGUGCCGUCUCGAAGAAAGGGAGUCCAUAAAACAACUCAAAGAAGAAAUGUAGACGUGGAAGAAGAUGAAGGUGUUGGAAGGGAUCGCAGAACCAGAGUAUUUUAUGCAACAGAUGAUGAGGAUGAUCGGAGCAAAAGCUUGAGCGAAAUGGGGCUGAGGAAUCUUUUGGGCACAAUCGAAAGACAGAAAAGUAAUUCAAGGUUCUACAAUGCUGCACAACUCUAUCAGCAAUACAGUGAGGCAGCCCAGAACUCUGAGAUCCUACGUCAGGCUCGCUCUGAAUUCCUCUCUGUGAGUGAGGACCAAACUUCGUCUCCUCUUCCCUCACCUCCUCCUGCCCGCAGAGCUCUUCCUCCCAUUCCCCCACAACCACAUGCCCAGUCCUUCUCCCACACAGGCUCUGUCUCUAUCCAAAGCUUGCAUCUCCCUGAAUGCCCCAGGGGUGAACGUAGAGCUUCUUCUCCACGUCUGUCAAUCUCACAGUCGUCCUCGCUGUGGCGAGAUCUGCCGGGGGUCAGGAACAGUGCUGAGCUAGAUGAGCUCACAGAGGACCAGAGGCGGCUACAAGAGGUGAGGUUUGAAGUUAUUACCUCAGAAGCUUCCUAUUGCCGGAGUUUGGAAAUUGUCGUUGACCACUUUGUCAAGUCUAAACAGCUGGGGGCGCAGCUGACCACUCAGGACAAGAACUGGCUCUUCUCAAGGCUGGUUGAUGUUCGUGCCAUUAGCCACAGUUUUCUGUCAAAACUGGAGGAGCGGGUGGAAUCAGAUGUCAUGCACUUCACCGUCUGCGACAUCAUUUAUCGGCAGUGUCCGCUCUUCAGAAAAGCCUAUGUGCCCUACCUCACCAACCAGUCCUAUCAGGAUGCAACUUAUCAGAGACUCAUGAAUGAGAAUCCAAGGUUUAAAAUGAUCGUGGAGAAAAUAGAAAAGAGUGCUGUUUGUCAGAGACUUCCUCUUCGCUCCUUCCUUGUGCUUCCCUUCCAAAGGAUUACAAGACUUAAGUUGCUGGUCCAGAAUAUUGUCAAGAGAACAACACGCGGCACGGCGGAGGCAACGCAGGCCAUCAAAGCUCUAAAACAACUGGAGAAGAUUAUUCAACAAGGUAAUGACAGCAUCUCUCAAAUGAAAAGCAUCGAGUCUCUGGUUUCUCUCAGUGCUAAGGUGGACUUUGAGUGCAAGACUCUUCCUUUGAUUAGCCAGUCUCGGAGGAUGGUUCGAGAAGGUCCUGUCACUCAGCUGAUGGAUUUCUCUCUUAAGGAGACUGAGAAAAAUGCUUACUUGCACCUCUUCAAUGACUACUUGCUGCUUUCACUACCAAAGGAAGGGGGAAGAUUUACGGUAAUUGAUCACUGUCCAGUAUCAGAGCUGCGUGUUGAGAACUGUCGUGUCAAACUUCACUCCCUACAGAAGAAUCUGUUCCGGUUGUAUAUGGCACAAAAAUCCCUGCUCCUCAGGACUGAUGCACCGAGUGAUAAGCUUCGUUGGAUAUCCGCCCUCUCCAGGCCCCAUACUGAAGUAGAUUUUUCUAGUGCACAAGAUUUCGAACAGAUGCAAUGUAUCCGAGCUUUUUUUGCUCAACAGCCAGAUGAGUUGUCCUUAGAAAAAGCUGAUGUCAUUCUGGUGCACCAGGAAAGCAGUGAUAACUGGGUAGAAGGGACGAAGCUCUCUGAUCGGCAACGUGGAUGGGUGCCCAAAUCCCAUCUGGAAACCAUAGCCAGCUCCAGAGUCAAGAGUCAUAACCUGUCAGAUGCUCUCAAACUGACAGCGGCCACAGCCACAGCCUGACCCGAGAGUGGACACUAUAAAGGAUCAAACUCAGUUAUCUGAUUCAGGAACUGCUGGAUUAAAGAUGAUGGACAUUCAGUGACAUUUCUAGAGGACAAUGCAGCAGCUCAAAAUGCUAUAAGAUUGCAUCUCUGUGUAGCAGUGGCUCUCGUUUGUUUCAUGUGUUGAAACAAUGUAUUCACUUUACUGCAUGAAGCAGCAAAGUGAACAGCUGAAGACUGCCAGAAAGGGGGUGUGGGUAUUAUGGUUUUUAUCUGCUAUGCACAGUACACUGCAAAUAUUGUGUGUACAUCAGUAGAUUUGUGUUUUAAAAAAAUAUUUUCUUAUGGAAAUGACUUUUUCCCAAGAAAUAUUAUUUUUGGAAUCUGUAUUAUUUUUUGUUGUUGUAAUAUACGGUUUUUGAAAAAUGGGCCCCUGCGUGCAGGAGAGAAAUCAUGAGAUGUAUCAUAAGAAAUCUGCCAGACAAUUCCAAGACGUACAACGAGGUUCAUAGGUUACAUGGGACACAUUUCAGUAAACGCAGACUUAUGAAAUAAAAACAUAUUUGAACAUUG